AUGUGGCUCUACCUUCUACUACACAUUGUGCCCCUUUUUGCGGUAGCGUACUUCUAUGUCGCCCGGAAGUACAGCUACUGGUCUCGGCGAGGUGUGGUCGGACCGAAGCCAUCACUGCUCGCCUUUGGCAACACCAUGCAAACCGCCGGCCAUCCCUUUCCGCCGGAAAACGAAGUCGCCUUGGUCCGCCAGUUUGGACCCAUCUACGGAACUUACAGCGGCCUGCAGCCAACGCUCACCGUGGCCGACCCUGAAGCGGUCAAGCAGGUGACGACCAAAGAUUUUCAGUACUUUGUCAAUCGACGGGCGCUGAAGACCUCCCACGAGAUGAACGACCUCAGUCAGUUCAUGUGCGAGGGGGAAAAUUGGAAACGACUGCGGGCGAUCACCUCGCCGGCUUUCAGCAGCGGAAAACUGCGCUCGAUGCAGCCGAUCGUUCAGCGGAGCGUCGACAAGCUGGUCGCCUACUUUGAUCGCCUGACGGCCCAUAAGGAAAUGACGGCUCAACCUGCAACAAAUAAGUGCCCUUUCUCGGAAAAAACCGGGAGAGCUAUUGUGGAGACGAAGAAGGUCCUCUCCGGUUUCACCAUCGACAGCAUUUCCUUGGCCGCCUUUGCCACUGAAACCAACGCCAAUGACGACCGCAGCAGUGAGAAUCAGGUGGUGAAGUACGCGCUUCAGUGGGGCGAAGUGCCUGCCCUGCAGAUGAUCUGUGCCGUGGCCAUGCCCAAGUGGUUCAACAAGUUGGUGGGCGUACACCACAUGGCCAACGUUCAGUCCACCGAGUUCAUGACCGGUCUGGUGAAGGAGAUGAUCAGGAAGCGAAAGGUACAAGAGCACUCUUCCCAAGCAGCAAAAAAGCGACCCGACCUGAUGCAGUUGUUGUUGGAUGCCGAGGUGAGCAAGGAAAUGAUCGACAGCGUCGGCCACAGUGGUGAACGCAGUUAUGACCAUCUGACGGCGGACAUGUCAAAGGAGAACUUUACCUUUGAGGGGGCAUUUUCUAACAAAAACUGCAACAAUGGUGGUUCAGGAACAAAGAACCGUCUGACGGACAAUGAGGUCGCCGCACAGUGCAUGCUCUUCUUUGGUGCCGGCUUUGACACGACGGCCAGCGCUCUCACGCAUUUAAUCUUUGAGCUGUCACACGAUCAGGCGGCCCAAGAGCGACUGUUCACCGAGCUGAGCCAAAAGCUGAAUCAGCUGGACCCGUCCUCCGAGCAGUACUACAAUACAGUCAUGUCAAGCACUAGUUUGCCCUUUAUGAGCGCCUGCGUCAGUGAAACGCUGCGCAAGUACCCGCCACUGAAUCGUUUGGAGCGUCGUUGUAGUAAGGCAGGCUACAAAGUGGGCGGCAUUGAGCUGGAGGCGGAUCAACUGGUGGAGAUUCCCACCUACGCACUGCACUACAAUCCAGAGUACUACCCUGAGCCGGACCGCUUCUUGCCGGAGCGCUUUUUGCCGGAAAACGCCCACAAGCUGGUCCCCUACACGCGUCGGCAUGCGCUUUGCCUACCAGGAGAUUAA
Molecule: messenger RNA, 1527 nt
Organism: Rhagoletis zephyria (snowberry fruit fly)
Lineage: Eukaryota; Metazoa; Arthropoda; Insecta; Diptera; Tephritidae
Source: RefSeq, a predicted model, not a curated record